AUGGAUGAUUCAACCCCCGUAGAGCUGCGGCAAUGGGCCGAUGCUCCAUAUUUGUUAAUCGAGACACCAAAGCAUAAGGCGGGAAAGACUGGAUAUACCGAUGCGUAUAUGGAGACUGCGAGUACAAUGUGUGUAGUUCACAACGCCCUCCUCCGGGGCCUGAAUAGCAUAUACAUCCAGGGGCCAAGCAUUCUACCUGCCGAUUAUAAGGACUUCAUUGGCUAUAGUUUAUGCUGGCACUCUGCGAUUCACGAGCAUCACACUAGCGAAGAAGAUCAGUUUUUCCCCGACAUCGAAGAAGCCGUUGGUGAGAGGGGUUUACUCGAUAACAAUGUCCAGCAACACAAAUCCUUUCAAUCGGGCUUAGAUGAGUUCAGUAGCUACCUCAAGAGCCUAGCUGGGAAAGAAUCAUCGUUUGACGCUGCUCGCCUCAACGGCAUAAUCGCCUCAUUUGCGCCGGCACUUUGCGACCAUCUUGAAUCGGAGAUCCAGAGUCUGCAGGAUCUUAGUAAAUACGGAGCCAAACUUCCAAUCGACGAUCUCUGGAGUAAGGAAGGGCAACGGACUGUGAUCGCAAUGACCAAAUUCAGUGCGCUUCCAUUUUUCUUCCUCAAUCUUGAUGUUACGCAUGAAGACUAUCUGUGGAAGGAUUGGCCUCCAAUUCCUCGUCCUGCGAGGUGGGUCAUCACUCGUUGUUUCACAUUGUGGCAUCAAGGAUACUGGAAGUUUGCCAGCUGUGAUCGAAAUGGGAUACCAAAGCCUCUGUACGCGGCAGGUAACCCUCUUGAUGGGACUUUUAAAUAG
Messenger RNA from Talaromyces proteolyticus, 804 nucleotides. RefSeq lists its product as uncharacterized. The record is from RefSeq and is a predicted model, not a curated record. The coding region runs from base 1 to 804 and encodes 267 amino acids. The transcript has 4 exons. Lineage: Eukaryota; Fungi; Ascomycota; Eurotiomycetes; Eurotiales; Trichocomaceae.